Molecule: messenger RNA, 1608 nt
Organism: Biomphalaria glabrata
Lineage: Eukaryota; Metazoa; Mollusca; Gastropoda; Planorbidae
Exons: 6
Coding region: 352-1188 (278 amino acids)
Biological process (GO): mitophagy by internal vacuole formation; mitochondrial protein catabolic process
Cellular component (GO): mitochondrial outer membrane
Source: RefSeq, a predicted model, not a curated record
UGAGUCAUUACAAUGACGAAUUGUAUAAUGUAGAGGUGCCUAGUUGUAUAAGAGAGUUUAUUUUUAGAGCAUUUUCUUUGACAAAGCUCAUAGCCAGCACUCCCUGAUUACUCAAACAGCUAAUUAGUCUUUCCAUGGUGUUGGUCUACAAGUAGGCGGAGUCAUACACCUUAGACUUAGACUCAUAGAGGCAUAAAUAGGUCAAGCCAAAGAAAACAUGGCGGUUCCCAUACACUCAAUAUUUGGCUGUUAAUUCAACACUUUGGCUCUACUACAGCUUUAUCUUUGAAUGGUCUGAUCGAGUCCAUCCAAGACAUGCCUGGCAGGUAGAGAGAGGUCAAAGUGACAGCAAUGGAUGACAGUACACAGCCCUUGUCAUUGCUAACUACUCAAGAGAAAAUAGCUCUCUUGGAACAAGAGGUCCAGUCUCUUAAGGAAGCGCUGGCCAAGUCGAUGGACACGAUUGGUCAGUUACAGGAACAGGAGAAACUGCUGAGAGAAAGGUUAGCUGACCAAGUUCACAACCAGUUCACAAUGAGGUCAGGUCAGGUGUUUGAAGACCUAAAUCUUGGAGCUCACAGACCAACAAGUCUGAUUAGUGCCUACCAUGACCUGUACCGAGAAGGUCGCGUAGACACACUGGACGCCUUGGACGAGAUCCCAGAGCUGCAUGGACUUGACAUUCUGAAAAUGAAGAUUUUAUUCUCGGUUGUGGUGCUUGCCUUCAGGUGUGUGCAACAAAAAAUACUGGACUUGAAAAGUCAACUCCGACAUCUUUUGUGUUUGCCUGAGCCAGAGAUAUCUGACAGAGAUUCGGAUCCGUUGUCUGCCGACAUGGAGCAAUACAUCAACCAGUAUUUCAUCAAAUCUGCUGAUCGCUACAACCUGACAUCUGUCAUUCAUGAAGUAUCAGAGAGUAUCUGCAGCACACUGUACGAAUACCCAGGACUUAAAACUUGCUCUCAGCUCAAGGACUACACAGAACUGGCCGUUAAAAUAGCCUGGGGUCUCAGUAUUCAGAAUCCACCUUACCUCAUCAUGUACGAGUCUAGGAAGUUCCAGCCACACUACCACACGAGAUUCCACACGUCAGACAGUGACCUGGACGAAAUAAAAAGUUUUCUUUGGCCUUUUCUUAUCGACGGACACAGUGGCGAAUGUGUGGCUAAAGGUGUGGUCAUUACUUGACCCUCAAGACUAACACACAUUAAGAGUAUCACCAGCGUGUGGUUGAGCUUCAGAACACCCAGGCUGAGCGUGGCGUCAUGUCAAUGCGACAAACUAUUCCAUAAACCUUAUGAUAUUAUUAUACAUGAUUAUACAUUCUGUAUUGUUUGAUAUCGUUUUGUAUUCUUGUACGUUGCAAUGUAAAUCCAAUGGUAUGAUAAGAGUAAAGUAUUGAGAGAAAAAAAAAGAAUGUAUGUCUCCUGGCAUGUUUCCUAAGGUAUUUCAGCUUCUGACUUCUAACUGAUGAAAUGAAUAUAGCUGUACCAAAUAAUGUAUGCAGUUGAAUGUAGAUUGUAGAAUUUAUAGUUAGCAUAAUAAAGAAAUACUAUUCUUGCGAUACUUGUUACCUAUAACAAAAUAAACUGUAAAUACAAAAACUAA